Molecule: messenger RNA, 1364 nt
Organism: Orussus abietinus
Lineage: Eukaryota; Metazoa; Arthropoda; Insecta; Hymenoptera; Orussidae
Gene: Taldo
Product: transaldolase
Exons: 6
Coding region: 137-1135 (332 amino acids)
Biological process (GO): carbohydrate metabolic process; pentose-phosphate shunt, non-oxidative branch; pentose-phosphate shunt
Cellular component (GO): intracellular anatomical structure; cytoplasm
Molecular function (GO): transaldolase activity
Source: RefSeq, a predicted model, not a curated record
AGUGGCGAUAAUACAAACAAACCUAACGCGUCACCAUUCCCGUCGGCUUAACCCGUUCUCCGAUCUCUCGCGCGUACUUUCCCAGGAGAUACCGAAGUGUUUAGUCCGCCGUAAAUAAAUACGAAAUUUGGAGAAAAUGACCGAGCCGCAGUGCAAAAAGAGCAAGACCGAGAACUCGCUGGUGCAGCUGAAGACUAUGACGACGGUCGUCGCCGACACCGGCGAUUUUCACGCCAUGGAGCAAUUCAAACCAACGGAUGCCACAACGAAUCCUUCUCUGAUCCUCGCAGCGGCGAAUCAAAAGAAGUACGCACACCUGAUAGACAAAGCGGUCCAGUAUGGUAAAAAGGCUGAAAGUACUCUGGCUAAACAGUCGGAGGCAGCUCUGGACUUCACCUGCGUUCUGUUUGGACAGGAGAUCUUGAAGAUAGUUCCUGGACGUGUUUCUACGGAAGUCGAUGCCAGGCUGUCCUUUGACAAGGAGGCCAGCAUCGAGAAGGCUAAGAAGCUUAUCAGUCUCUACGAAGAGGCUGGUAUCAGCAAGGAACGCGUGCUCAUUAAACUCGCCUCUACCUGGGAAGGCAUUCAGGCUGCCAAAGAACUCGAGGAGAAGCAUGGCAUCCACUGCAACUUGACACUUCUAUUCUCGUUUGCACAGGGUGUCGCCUGCGCGGAGGCUGGAGUUACUCUUAUAUCCCCGUUUGUGGGAAGAAUACUCGAUUGGCACCUCGCAAAUUCAGGCAAGAAGUCGUUUGAGCCGAAAGAAGAUCCAGGAGUCGUUUCCGUGACGAAGAUCUACAAUUACUAUAAGAAGUUCGGCUACAAAACUGUCGUCAUGGGCGCUUCGUUCAGGAAUGUCGGCGAAAUCCGAGCCCUCGCCGGGUGCGAUUACUUGACUAUCAGCCCGAACCUUCUGGAGGAACUUGAGAAGAGCAACGAGCCGGUACACAAAGUUCUGACCGAAUCGGCGGCGAAGAAAAGCGACCUCCAAAAGAUAUCCGUCGACGAGGCUAAAUUUAGGUGGCUCCUUAACGAAGAUCAAAUGGCUACGGAUAAAUUGAGCGAAGGGAUUAGAAAGUUUGCCACUGAUGUGCGCAAACUGGAGAACUUGCUGCAGGAAAAGCUUCAGGCUUAGUACGUCGCCCGACUACGCAUUAAAUGUUUCAUGUAUAUAGAUAAUACCUGGUGUUUUACCGUUUCUUUUUAAUGGCAUUUUACAAACUUGUACAUUCCUCGGCAUUAUUGUCGAGACGGAGGGGCGGUGUAUGUACUAUCAUGCGAACAAUCGUGUAUAUACCUGUAUACAUAUGAAUUUGUAGCGGAUUUUAUCGAGUACAAAUAUACGCGUUGGAUGUAUGUACGUA